Molecule: messenger RNA, 1317 nt
Organism: Episyrphus balteatus (marmalade hoverfly)
Lineage: Eukaryota; Metazoa; Arthropoda; Insecta; Diptera; Syrphidae
Product: BAG family molecular chaperone regulator 2
Exons: 5
Coding region: 351-1151 (266 amino acids)
Biological process (GO): protein stabilization
Molecular function (GO): adenyl-nucleotide exchange factor activity; protein-folding chaperone binding
Source: RefSeq, a predicted model, not a curated record
ACCCAACCGCCUUCGCAAAAAAAAUCCCAUCUUCCACAAAGUUCCACAACAAAAAAAAAUUGCAUAUUUUGUGUAAAAAAAUCUUCUGAGAAAAAGACACAAAAAACAGCCGAAACUUCUGGUCGAAUCAGCUUCCUCUCAAAAGAAUCAUUUUAACUAAAUUAAAACAAAGAUCUCGAAAUCUCUGGAAAAUAAAACAAAAAUUAGAGAAAACCCUGGAUUCAGAAUCGAAUCGUUCACAAUUGAGUGCUCAUUCGUUUGAAACCACGACGAAUCACAAUCAGGCGCCGUAUUUGAGCCAACAACGAAAUCGAGCACUUAGCCACGAUCAGAAUUGUUGUGAAGAAGCAAUGGAAAUAGAUUCCGCCCCAGUGCCACCGCCACAAGAAUAUUCUGAUAGUCCAUCAUUCCAACAACAACAUUCUGAGUCAUCAAUGAAUUUUGAUUAUUUGUCUAGUUUGCAUUCUUCAACUGGCAGUGGAGGAUAUAAUUCUGGCGGCGGUGGUAGUGGCAUGGAUUCCACCAGCGGAGGACCAGUAUAUUCGUCAUGCUUUAGGAAGGGAACAGACAGUUUGGCUUAUGUGGAUGACCGAGCUGCGGACAGACCUUUUAAUAAUUUAAAUGAAAGAUUUGUUGGAGUAUUGGAUCAAUUGGAUGCUAGAGUGGAGAAAUUUCGUAAAGAUGCAAUGGGUUUGCAGGAGAAGAGAGACUUUUUAUUAAUGUCAAUUGAUUUGAUUAAAACUAAUGAUUUGUUGCAGGGAAUGAAUGAAGCCGAACGAGAAGAAAUCACAUGCUACAUUCAGCGCGUCAAUUCUCGACUAUCAACAGUGGAACUCAACGUUCGCACAGUUCGUGAUACAUCACAAGAAGAUUCUCUUAGCCAAAUCAACAUGCUCAUAGAUAUGAUGAUAACAAUGGGUGAUCCGGUUCUAUCGCGACAACGAUGUCAGCAUUACCUGAACGCAUGCGGUUCAUUCGACGGUAGCAUCAAUAUGGGUUCAUUUUCGGAACACGGCCUGGGCCAGGAUGUUGUAGUUGACAAGAAAUUCGAAAGUGCACUCCUCGGUUGCACACUCGACGACCAAAAGAAUGUCAAAAAGAGACUGCUAGCCCUAAUGGGAUACCUCAAUAAGCAAACAAUUCGCGAUUGAAAUGCUGCUUGUUUCUCCCCCAUCUACAUUGCCUAAAACACACAAACAAAAACAAAAUCACAUUUUUUUAAAUUAUUAUUAUUAAACAAAACAAAAAAACAUAAAACAAUCGAAAUUAAUUGUUACUAUUCAAACAAAAUUCAUUCUUUACUGAGCUGAACCGAAA